GUCAAUCUGGAAGCUGGGAGGAACCAAGGAUUCGAAUGCUUGGGCUCUAGGAGAGGAGGAAGAUUGGGAAUUCGUACUGCUGGGUGUGAGGGAGGAGAUUGGGAGCCGAGAAACCUGCGUCUGAAGAAGGGGGCUAGGGCCUUGACUCCUAGGUCUGAGAGAAGGGCUGGCAUCUGGACACUGGGUCUGAAGGAGUAGAGACGGGGACCUGGACGUGGUGAUGUGAUCGAGGAGAGGUGGAGUCCUGGGCUACCCUCUAGUUUGUUUGUGUCGGAGAUGUAGAAGUGAUGUGAACACAAAGAAUCUUCCUGUUAUCCCCAACUUUAUUUUUGAAGAUCAGUGUACUGGGAUGGAUUUUAACUGAUUUCCUAUGACAACACAGCUUCCUUGUGACUUCACCAGAGUUAAGAGUCGUGGGCAAAACCCUCGGAAUUUAUUGGAGGUCCACAGAGGUGCAUAGUCUACCACCCCCAAGCUCUAGUAGUGGACGAUGGCAGUGGUCCCAGGACCGGAGAGAGCCUCGGAGUCUAACAAAAGAGGGCCUCCUCUCCCAUCCCGCAAUGUGGCAUCCGCUGAUCCUGCUACUGCUGCUCCCGUCCGCCCUGGUGCCACCCUCCUCUGCGGCCCCUAUCCGCGAUACUGACCCCCAGGAGAUAUCCUCGGGUUUUCUAGGCCUCCAGAGCCUACUCCAAGGCUUCAGUCGACUUUUCCAGAAAGAUGACCUGCUACGGGGUCUGGACAGCUUCUUCUCUGCACCCAUGGACUUCCGGGGCCUCCCCAGGAACUUCCACCAAGAGGAGAACCAGGAGCGUCACCUGGGGAAUAGCACCCUCUCUAGUCACCUCCAGAUUGAUAAGGUACCCAAGAUGGAAGAGAAGGAAGCCCUGGUGCCCCUCCAGAAACUCAUGGACAACUUCCACCCAGAACCCCAUCCCCGGGUAUCCUUCUGGAUCAUGAAGCUGCCUCGGAGGAGGACCCACCAGGAUGCCCAGGAGGGUGGUCGCUGGCUCAGUGAGAAGCGGCACCGUCUGCAAGCCAUCCGGGAUGGGCUCCGAGAGGGGACCCAUGAGGAUGUCCUGGAAGAUGGGAUCCAGGGCUCCUCCCACUCUAAACUGCCUGCCCGCAAAACCCACUUCCUAUACAUCCUCAGGCCCCCCCAGCAACUAUAAGGGUGGGGACCAGGAGCCCAACACCAGAUGGAAAUAAAGUUCUUCUUACA
Messenger RNA from Sciurus carolinensis (gray squirrel), 1219 nucleotides. It is a transcript of the gene Dkkl1, whose product is annotated as dickkopf like acrosomal protein 1. Gene Ontology annotation, molecular function: receptor antagonist activity; co-receptor binding. The transcript has 4 exons. The coding region runs from base 561 to 1169 and encodes 202 amino acids. Gene Ontology annotation, biological process: negative regulation of canonical Wnt signaling pathway. Lineage: Eukaryota; Metazoa; Chordata; Mammalia; Rodentia; Sciuridae. The record is from RefSeq and is a predicted model, not a curated record.